Messenger RNA from Rhinolophus ferrumequinum (greater horseshoe bat), 339 nucleotides. Its product is annotated as beta-defensin 106A-like. Bases 1 to 339 code for a protein of 112 amino acids. Gene Ontology annotation, cellular component: extracellular region. Gene Ontology annotation, biological process: cell chemotaxis; defense response to bacterium; innate immune response. The transcript has 3 exons. The record is from RefSeq and is a predicted model, not a curated record. NCBI's taxonomy places the organism in Eukaryota, Metazoa, Chordata, Mammalia, Chiroptera, Rhinolophidae. Gene Ontology annotation, molecular function: chemoattractant activity; CCR6 chemokine receptor binding.
AUGAGGACGUUGCUCUUUCUCUUUGCUCUUCUCUUCUUUCUGGCCCCAGCCAGGAGCGCAUUUUUUGAUGAGAAAUGCAACAAUCUUAAAGGGAGAUGCGUGAAUUCGUGUGACAGAAAUGAAGAACUUGUUGCUUUAUGCCAGAAGGCUCUGAAAUGCUGUCUGAUACUCCAGCCAUUGACAAGUGCCGUUGACAUAAACAAGAUAUGUGGCUAUGGGACUGCCCGCUGCCGGUGGAAUUGUAAAAGAGAGGAAUUCAAGAUUGGCACAUGCCUCAACACCUCUAAAUGCUGUUUGAAAAAAUGGAAUGCUGCCCCAGUGAAUCCUGUGAAACACUGA